Messenger RNA from Chironomus riparius, 498 nucleotides. The record is from the annotation of a GenBank genome assembly. Lineage: Eukaryota; Metazoa; Arthropoda; Insecta; Diptera; Chironomidae.
AACAAAAUGGAUUUUGGUGAAUUAAAGAACGACACAGCCUUUGUGUCUAAAGUGGAAGCUUCAUCAAAAGCCAUUGAUAAUAUAAGAAAGAUGAUCGAGCAAGCAAUUGAGAUGAAUACAGAGGAAAUGAGUCUUGAAGAUAAAGUCAAGUUUGAUAUCUUUCUAGCCUAUUCAGUAAACUCGCUGUAUUUUAUGUAUCUCAAAGUUGAUGGACAGGAUGUUACCACACAUGAAAUUAGGCAUGAAUUGAGUAGAAUAAAGGAAGUAAUGCAGAAGAAUCAACAAGUUUUAGACAAGAAAUUACGACCAACAGUUGCUGUUGAUGCUGCAAAGAGAUUAGUUAAAGGUGGACUAUAUGACUUUAAGAAAAAGAAUGAGGAGUUCAAGCAGAGAUAUCAAAAUAAGCACCACCAUCAACAAUCAAGGUCUGGAAAGAUUAAUAUCAAUUAUAAUCCAAAUACAGCAGUGAAUCGAAAGAGGAAAUUUGAGGAUGAUUAA